AUGCAGACUGCUUCUAUAAACAUUUGUGAAAGACUGUGCAAUAAGUCCAUCCGUGACAUUUCCUGGCUACUAAAUAUUCCACGGUCAACUGUUAGUGGUAUUAUAACAAAGUGGAAGCAACUGGGAACAACAGCAAUUCAGCCAUGAAGUGGUAGGCCAUGUAAGAUGACAGAGCGGGGUCAGCACACGCUGUGCGCAGAAGUCACCAAUUGUCUGCAGAAUUGAUAGCUGAAGACCUCCAAACUUCAUGUGGCCUUCAGAUUAGCACAACAACAGUGGGCAGAGAGUUUCAUGGAAUGGGUUUCCAUGGCCGACCACCUGCAUCCAAG
Molecule: messenger RNA, 329 nt
Organism: Staurois parvus
Lineage: Eukaryota; Metazoa; Chordata; Amphibia; Anura; Ranidae
Source: the annotation of a GenBank genome assembly